Messenger RNA from Microthlaspi erraticum, 1194 nucleotides. The record is from the annotation of a GenBank genome assembly. NCBI's taxonomy places the organism in Eukaryota, Viridiplantae, Streptophyta, Magnoliopsida, Brassicales, Brassicaceae.
AUGGGGAGUUAUGAGAAGACGAGUUUCAGGUUUGAGAUAGAUAACUUCUGGAAGAAGAAAUCUGCGGUGACAUCUCGUAUAUUCGUAAGCGGCGGAUGCAAUUGGUAUGUUGAAGUUUGUCACAAGGGAUACGGAAUUGAAGAUUACUUGUCUGUGUACCUCAACGUUCCGGAUACUAAAUCAUUGAGACCUGGAUGGAAAAGGAGGGCUAAGUAUCGUUUCAUUGUGCUGAAUCAAUCGGGCAAAGAGCUCAAAGGAGCAUCUGAAACAUGCAGCUUGUUCUGCGGUCAGUUCCCAGGAUGGGGUUAUUCCAAAUUGUUGCCUCUUAACAAGCUGAAAGAAGAAGGGUUUCUUGAGAAGAACAAACUGAUAAUUAAAGUCGAAGUAGAAGUUGUUGAACUUGUUCAUGAAGCAGAGGUAACAGGGACGGAAAUGUUAUACAUCAAAGGUUUCAACGUUCGUUAUACUCAGGCUAAUUCAGUGUUAAACAUUUUCGCGGAGCACCCGGAUAUUGCAGUAGAUUUCAAACCAAAGAACCAAGUGGUGAAGACAGAAUACAUGAAUGUCCUCCUCAGCCUCAUUAAGACACUUAACAAGCCUGCAAAGGUCCUUUCAGAGACUAAACUAAGCGAUGCUCGUAGCGAGUUUAGAGAGCUAACGGAAGCAGGGUUCAAGCUAGAUUGGUUACAAAAAAAGUUUGAGGAGGUUUCCUUGGAGAUGAAGAAAGUAGUUUCUCAUGACGCUAGGGUUCAAGAGCUGGAGGAACGCAUCACAAAACUCAAACUUGAGCUGGACAACGAGAAGAUCAAGUCUUCUAAAGUGUUAUCUUUGGAGCAGACAGUGUCAAAACUCAAAGUUGAACUGGACAAUGAGAAGGCCAAGUCUUUCAAAGUAUUGUCUUUGGAGCAGAGAGUGUCAAAACUCAAAGUUGAAUUGGACAACGAGAAGGCCAAGUCUUCUAAAGUAUUGUCUUUAGAGGAGGCAGUGUCAAAACUCAAAGUUGAAUUGUACAACGAGAAGGCCAAGUCUUCUAAAGUAUUGUCGUUGAAGUCGUCAGAUCUCGAAGUUGAACUGGACAAGGAGAGAUCAGCCAAAUCUGGUACAUCUAAAACUGUGUCGUUGAUCGAUGAUGUUUGCUUUUGGAGGCAUAUGGGGAUUCGGGAGAGGAUGGCCGGUUACCGAAAACUAAAAUGA